GUCUCUUCAUUGACCAAUCCGAUUCAAUCUUUAUCCCUUAUAACAAACCCAGCCCGGUUGCUAUAUAAACGAAUUGACAACAAGCUUCGAUAAGGCUUUGAGCGGAAAGCUGUGGAAGAAUUACAUGCUGUAAAUUUAAACAAGAGCAUCAGUAUAUCCACUAUGAAGGCGGUCAGUCCGGUGCGGUCCAUAAGGAAACCUGCCUUCCAUUUUUCGGAGCACAAUCUUGGCAUCUCGCGGAGCAAGACUUCCCUGGACGACCCGCUCAGUCUACUGUACAACAUGAAUGACUGCUAUAGCAGGUUGAAGGAGCUCGUGCCGAGUCUACCGCAGAACACGAGCGUGAGUAAAAUGGAGAUCUUGCAGCAUGUCAUAGAUUAUAUUCUGGAUCUUCAGAUCGCACUGGACCAGAACCCUCUCGGACAGGGCCCCCCAAAAAAGACUGUCAAAUCACUCGGCGCUGAUAUCAGCAUCAUCUCUUUCCAGCCCAGUAACCCUCAAAGAGAUAUCAGCUCAGAUGACCUCAUAGCCCUAUCUCGUUGACACGGUGUUUCGGACAUAGAGCAAAAACAGGACUUUGUGUUUUCUUUCUUUAACUUUUUUUUUUUUUUGUCCGGUGUCAUUCGCCUGGACUUCGUCUUGAAUGACAAGGAUUUCCCUCAAAUGGACAUAAAGAGUCUGAGCUGAC
Messenger RNA from Xyrauchen texanus (razorback sucker), 688 nucleotides. Its product is annotated as DNA-binding protein inhibitor ID-2-like. The record is from RefSeq and is a predicted model, not a curated record. The coding region runs from base 163 to 543 and encodes 126 amino acids. Gene Ontology annotation, cellular component: cytoplasm; nucleus. Lineage: Eukaryota; Metazoa; Chordata; Actinopteri; Cypriniformes; Catostomidae. The transcript has 3 exons. Gene Ontology annotation, biological process: negative regulation of transcription by RNA polymerase II; circadian regulation of gene expression; cell differentiation. Gene Ontology annotation, molecular function: transcription regulator activity; protein dimerization activity.